This is a messenger RNA of Scylla paramamosain (green mud crab), 4194 nucleotides long. RefSeq lists its product as uncharacterized. Lineage: Eukaryota; Metazoa; Arthropoda; Malacostraca; Decapoda; Portunidae. The record is from RefSeq and is a predicted model, not a curated record. The coding region runs from base 131 to 2671 and encodes 846 amino acids. The transcript has 2 exons.
UCAGUAGUUGUCUUGCGGCGGUGGUUCGAGGAGGGGCUGUAACGCUACGAUUCUGAAGGCUGGUGACAGGGCGGGGAGUGAGGCGCGUGUCACCCACAGAGGGCCAGGCAGACGCGGACACACGCCGGCCAUGAAGGCGUUCCUGACGGUAGUGGCGCUGGCAACGGCGGCUGCGGCAGCAUCAGUGACUGAGAGUGGGGAGGAGUUCACGCCUCGCCACCGGAGGAGUCUCGGGGGUUGGUUCAGUGAAUUCUUCGGAUACGACGAUGAGGACAACUACAGCUCAGAAGCCAUUAUUGUACCAGUACCGUACCCUCGCCAAAUGCGCCAUAUCAGAGGACACUACGGGGCUCCUCAGGGCUCCUAUGGCCCUCCCCCAAUAAAAGCCUCCUAUGGUCCUCCUCCUCUUCCUCCUAAGACCUAUGGUCCUCCUCCUUCAAAGGGUUAUGGUCCUCCUCCAAAGGCUACCUAUAUCCCUCCUCCUACAGCCUCUUACGGUCCUCCUCCUCCUCCACCUCCUCCUCCUCCUUCAAAGGGCUAUGGUCCUCCUCCUCUUCCUCCUUCAAAGGGCUAUGGUCCUCCUCCUCCUUCAAAGGGUUAUGGUCCUCCUCCUAAAGCUACUUUCAUUCCUCCUCCUGAAGCCUCCUAUGCUCCACCUCCUCCUCCUCCACCAACAUCAUAUGGUCCCCCUCCAAAAGCCACUUAUAUUCCUCCUCCCAAUCCAACAUAUGGUCCUCCUCCAACCUCCUAUGGUCCCCCACCACCCCCAGUACAUCAUGGUAUUAAGGGAGGUAUUGGAGGCCACAUUAAGGGAGGUGGUGGUGGUCACAUUGGUGGAGGUCACAUUGGAGGUCACAUCAAGGGAGGUGGUGGAGGUCACAUAGGAGGAGGUCACAUCAAGGGAGGUGGUGGAGGUCACAUAGGAGGAGGUCACAUCAAGGGAGGUGGUGGAGGUCACAUAGGAGGAGGUCACAUCAAGGGAGGUGGUGGAGGUCACAUAGGAGGAGGUCACAUCAAGGGAGGUGGUGGUCACAUUGGUGGUGGUCACAUCAAAGGUGGUGGCGGAGGUCACAUUGGAGGAGGUCACAUAAAAGGUGGUGGCGGAGGUCAUAUUGGAGGAGGUCACAUAAAAGGUGGUGGCGGAGGUCACACUGGAGGAGGUCAUAUCAAGGGAGGUGGUGCUAUCCAUGGACAGGGAAUCCCUCAUGGCUUUGGCCCUGUGAAGCACACUGAUGUGGUCUCUGGGGGAGAUGGGUACUCUGUCCCAGCUGUGCCUGUCUCAGACUAUGCUGGGCCACCACCACCACUGCCUGACAUCCAUGGAGUCUCACACGCAGAUGAUCAUGACCUGUAUGGUCCGCCCAAAAUUCCCAUUGAGACUUAUGUGUCUCCGGAAGUCCCUGUGGUGCCACCUCAGGCAAUUGACCAUGUGCCCAUAGGACCUCCGCUGCCUAUUGGACCUACAGUUCCUGAUACCUCAAACAAUUACCGAGCUCCACCGUCAUUCCCACCACCUAUGGCUGCUCAUGGCUCCUCCUCCUCUUCUUAUCUUGAUGGAUUUGAAGCCUCACAACCCAUAGUCCCUGCUGGUUCUGUUCGUCCACUCUAUGAUCUUCCAAAUGAUCAUUUACAGAUUGUUGAUGAUUCCAUAGAACUUUCACAUCCCUCAUGUCUUGGUCAUUCAUGUUCUGAUGGAGAAGUUUAUCCUCCAGCCCCACUGCCAAUAUUGCCUCCGGGAAGCGGUGCCAUUGACUUUGGUGGAAAGAAACGAAGUGUAGAAGGAGGUCAUGUGGUUUCGGAGGUUUCCUUGACAGAUUCUCCUCAAACUCUGCUCUAUGGAGCAGAACUGGGAUAUGAUGACCCAAUCAUUGAGAUUGUGAUUGAGGAUGGGGACCCACUCCCAGCCCCACCCCCACCAGUAAUAGAUCCUUCACUCUAUGAGGUGCCAAAUGAUCCAGUGGAAGUGUUCUUCAUUGAAUACAGUCCUGGGGACAAUCUAGAUGAUCUGGAUUCUUUAGAUCUUGGUGAUGCACAGUCUGCUGUCCUCCAUGACUUGCCCCAGGAGCUUCCCCUUGGUGUGCGCAAUCACUUACUUGACUCAGGAGUCCUUGGCAAUGCUGAAAUCCAGGUACUUGAUCUGGAAGAUGCCUUAGGUACAGACUACCUGGAUGGAGAUGUGAGGGAAGCCCUAGAAUCCGUGUAUGGCUCAGAGAGUCGUCAAUCUAUCACAAAGGUGGACCCCUCAGACAAGCAGAAUGUGGAGGUAAAGGUGCGUCGCCUUGUGGAAGAUGGAAGGACUGCCAAAGUAGAUGAACUUCUUUCCAAUCUCAGGGGAUUCCAGAAAGGGCGCUUUGCUGGACGCGUGAAGGCCAAUGAUGAGGAAUCUGACAAGUUCAUUCCUGUGAGUGUAGAUGGUGAUCGUCUGCCACUACCUGACAACCCAGAGCUAGAGGGACGUGAGUUGGCAGGUGUCCUUGUCUUAGCUGAGGAUGAUUCUGGUGAAGCUGAAGAUGAUGUACCAGAGCCACCAUCUAACACCAGUGAUCCUGACCACAAUCUGGUGACAUCAGGAACGGAGGAACAGCCCAUCAUCCAGCCUUCUCCAAAAGACAACCCUGAGGAUCGAGAGUGGCAUGGGGACCCUGAUGGUUGGCGUCCAGUUUGGAACUGAACUUUGCUAUCCUUCGUCCAGCUCUGUGCCUCUCCUUGCCUUGCCCCUUGCCAAGAACCACAUUCUUGGGUCAGCAGGUGGCAGGUGACUUUCAAGUCAUUCACUGUGGGGAUGCAAGUCAGACAGGACUCACAGGAGUUCAGCUACUUAUUUCCCUGUGACAGUCCAACCCCGGAGCCAAGAGGAGCAUAUGGGAACAAGAACAUAGGACCCGUGGCCCUCAUAUGUGCUCCUCAUUGUUAAGCCUUGUGGGCCUGUUUCUGCCUUACCCCCUUCAUUACCCUCUGUACAUAGUGUCAACCAGUAGCUCGGGGUGGCAGCAGUAACCAGGGUUAAGACCGUGUCAUAGGAAGCAUAAGGUUCCCUUUUUAUAAGUAUUAAGUUUUUAUACUUUUAUAUGUCAGUAUGAAUGCAAUGAAUAUUUUUCUAAUAUCUCAGGACAAUAAUUGGUGUGUGUGUGUGUGUGUGUGUGUGUGUGUGUGUGUGUGUGUGUGUGUGUGUGUGUGUGUGUGUGUGUGUGUGUGUGUGUGUGUGUGUGUGUGUGUGUGUGUGUGUGUGUGUGUGUGCAUCAGUUGAGAAAGCUAAAGCAGCAGUACUUCAUAUUUGUAUGUUAAACAAUAUCAAUAAAUCAAUAAAAACAUAGCUCUAAGGGUGAUAUUACUGUGAGACAAGAUUAACACAUGAACAUUUGUUGUUUUUAUGUUAUAUCUUUUAAUAUUUUCUUGUUGAUGUUAACCACAUGAAUGUAAGAUACUUGUUUUUUUUUUUAUGCUAAAUUUACUUGACUAUUCAUGGUUCUUAGUCAAAUGUUGGCACCAACACACAAAGGUUGUGGUGAACAUAGGAGUGGCAGCACCAAUUUGCACACUGGGUGUGCUCAGAAUCACCUUGGUGUUUACAUAUUCGUGUCUAUAGAGUGGGCUGUAAAUUUCCAUGCAGUGGAAAUUAAUAAUGUUUUUUUUUCUUUUUUUACAAAAUGUUGCACAUGGUUACCAUAAUUUUCAAAACUGUUUACAAGAUGUACACCUCUGGCACUAUGUGAACAAACUAACAAACACACUUGGUGUUACACUUGUAACAUGGUAGCAUUAAAUAGCAUAACAGUAAUUGUGUUAAGGUUUCUUCACCAUGAGACUGCACCUUUGUAUGUAUAUUUUGAACAUAAUGGACACCAUAUACAACAUAGUCUAUAAUUUUUCUUUGUGUGUUAAUUCCUUUGUGAAGCAAACCAUACUGAAUUACAGAUUACAUGCAUCCCAGCUAAUGUAUUGGUAUGAAAAUUUUUUGUUUGUUUUCAGUGAAUAAUCUACUUAUCAUUAAUUAAUCACUGUGACCAUUAUUUUUAGGUUUCUAAAAUUAUAUUGUAACUGACAUUAUCUGUCAGUUUUUGUCCACACAAUGUUGCUCAAGAAUUUCCACAAUCAUCUGCUGACAGAAUCAUGCAAUCAGUUGCUCUAUUAUUAGUAUUUAAAGGAGUCAAUGUGAAUGUAAUGUACAGUAAAUUAAUAAAUUUUGAAAAUGUG